This is a messenger RNA of Parasteatoda tepidariorum (common house spider), 13990 nucleotides long. It is a transcript of the gene bchs, whose product is annotated as WD repeat and FYVE domain containing 3 bchs. Lineage: Eukaryota; Metazoa; Arthropoda; Arachnida; Araneae; Theridiidae. Gene Ontology annotation, molecular function: metal ion binding; protein binding. The record is from RefSeq and is a predicted model, not a curated record.
CAUCUAAACUCAACUAAAAAUGCCUGGGCUCGUCGUCUGUGGGUCGGUCCAUCUAAAAACUUGUGAAAUUUUUUAAAUUUAAAGCAAAAAAUGAAUCAUUUCACUCAAUUAUAUCAUUUCUUUUGUUAUCCUACUUCAUUUUUCCUUUCAUAAUGAUUUCAACUAUCCAUUAAGCAUGAUCAUAAUUCAAUGAAUGUUUUGACGUUUCAAGACAGAAAUUUUCUAAAUAUGGUUUUUUGAUAGGUGUUUUGACGAAUGUGUAAAGAUGAACAUCAUGCGGAAAUUGCUUGUUGGGCAUUCAAGGGGUGCUGCAAUGGGUGAAGAUCCACCUCAAUCUUCUCAGCACACUGCACUUGGUCUCAUGCAUUUACAUAAACUUUUCAGCGAGUUAGUGCAUUCACCCCAUCCUUUAAGUCAAACUGAACAAGAACAAAGGCUUUACAAUAUGCUUCCUUUAUUUUGCAAGGUAUUUGGUAACUGUCCCUCCUCCGACAUGAUAGAAAAAUUUUCUGAAAUAUUAUCUUUUUGUCAGCUAGUGUCUAGAUUAAUGGUAUCUGAAAUACGCCGCAGAGCAUCAAAUCAAAGUACAGAAGCUGCUAGUUGUGCUAUAGCAAAAUUCUUAGAAAUUUCCAGUACUGAAGAACUCAGCAAUGGCUGGAUGUUAUUAACUGCUGUAAACUUGCUUGCUGCAGGCAAUGCAGCUUUAGUGGACAUAAUGACAGCAUCCUCUUUACCUUCUACUUUAGUGAAGUGCCUCUACCUCUUUUUUGAUUUGCCCCCCAUUGAAAACCCGGAUGAUAUUGAUCCUGAUUGUGAAUUUUCUCCCAAAGAGAGAAGGAUAUUACUGCAAAAAGUUUUUGUUCAGGUUUUGGUGCGACUUUGUAGCCACUCUGGCCCAGCAGAAGAAUUGAGCCGAAAAGAUGAUCUCGCUCUUUUAUUUAGUGCUAUAACAAGUUGGUGUCCUGCUCAUAAUACUGUUUGGAGAAAGAGUGCAGCAGAGGUUCUCAUGACUCUUUCUCGGCAUGGCCUUUCCCACUCUGUUGUUAGCUAUAUCCACAAUAAAGCUUGCAUAGCACUCUGCAUUGAAAACAUGCAAAGAGUUCAAGAGUUAUCCCCCCUUGAAAUCGUUGAAAUGUUUGUCACUGUGUUUUGUUUCCUGAAAGACUCUAGUGAAGUGUCACAGAUGAUUUUGGAUGACUUUCGAACUUGCCAGGGAUACAUUUUUCUCUCAGAGUUUCUUCUUAGGCUAGAACAGAACACUUCUGAAGAAGCUUGUGAAGCCCUCCGUAAUAUAGUGCUGCUUAUCGCUUCCCUCACUUCUUGUGGCUAUAUUGAGCUAAAACCUAGCCAGGCUAGUACUGGUUCCCUUUUCACAUUGCCUGGCUUCCAGAUCCCUCAUUCAACAGCAGGUGCCAGUGUAAGAAAUCUUCAAGCAUUCCAAGUGAUACAAUCAGUGUUUAUGAAGGCUCAGACUCCUUACUUAUGUAGCUUGCUUCUGGACGCUGUGAGCACUGUAUAUCAUUCUGACAAAGCUAAUUAUUUCAUUCUAGAAAGUCAACAUACUCUCUCUCAAUUUUCAGAAAAAAUUCAUACUAAACCAACUGAAAUUCAGGAAAAGUUUUUCAAGUUACUAGAAUUUAUAAUAUUUGACUUGAAUUUUGUGCCUUGUAAAGAAUUUAUCAGCUUAAGUAUCCUGUUAAAAACUCAAAACUCCACAACCUGUAGUAUGUUGUGUUUAAAAAGCCUCUUGAAUAUAUUACAUUCCAAUUCUAUGUUUAAAGAUGUCUACAGAGAAGUUGGCCUUUUAGAAGUUUUAGUUACAUGUUUGCAUAGGUAUGCAGCAAUAUUAAAAGAAGCAUUCCCAGAUGCAUCAGAUGAGCAACCAGCUAAUUGGGAAAUUCCUGAAGAACAAUUGACUUUAGGAUCACUUGUCAUGGAGGCCUUAACUGCACUGCUGAAUUCAAACUCAGGCAAUGCUAGUGUUUUUAGAGAAAGUGGAGGAGCACGAUGUGCUCACAACAUGGUUCCUUAUCAUAUAUGUCGUCAAGCAGCUUUAGGAAUUGUACAGCAACUUGUUUUAAGUAAUGGUGGUGAUGAUGAUAUGGGCACUCUUUUAGGCCUAAUGCAUACAGCUCCUGUUCUUGCCCUGGACUUAAAAACUCAUAUUUUGAAGUCUCUGUUGUAUGUGUUAAGGGAGAGUCAUAGAACUAGGACAGUUUUUCGUAAAGUUGGUGGAUUUGUUUAUGUGAUGUCAGUUUUAGUUUCAAUGGAAGGUUGUCUAGCAGAUCCUCCCAAACCACCCUGGAAUACUGUUGAAAAAAAAGAAAUCCUUAUUCUACUUCGUACCUUAUUUCAUACCUUAGCUAUGGCAAUGAGGUAUGAACCUGCCAAUGCAAGAUUUUUUGCUUCUGAAAUCUGUCACACCAGUCUGACCGAUACUGUUCGAUUGUUGGGAUGCUUUAGCAAUAAUGUUACAUUGGAUGAUAAUAGUGAGAAAAUAUGCAAUUUACCCGAUGACCAUGUCUUUCAUUUAAUUUUUUCCAUGGCUAAAGAUACAAAGAUUGCUGUAUCUAGUGUGCCAACUCCUUUGAUUUCAUCUUGUCUAAUAUUUAGGCUAUUGUAUGACACUGCAACAGAUGCUUUUGAUAAACCUAACAUACCAGCUCCUCUACAUCGUGCUCAUUCUGAGACUGACACACAUAAUUUAACUGAAACUACCCAAGUGAGCUCACCUAACAAAAGGUCUGCUUUUACUAUGAAUUUCACUCCUCCAACUCCCGAUGCCAUGAUUGUUCAUCCAGGUGUAGUGGUCUCAAUGCAUCAUUUAUUGCCAUCUGUGCGAAAUCACACAAAACCACAGAUGGCGCUGACUCUUCAGUGUUACCUGACUGAAGUGUUGCGCUCCCUUGUGAGGUCUGAGAGGAACCAACAAGUAAUGUGUGAAUCAGGGCUUCCAGGCGAAUUACUCGUCCACUGUCACAUUGCGUUGGAAAAUGAAUCUCACUCACUUCAUCCUCCUUUACAGUACAUAUUUGAACGUCUCUCUGCACAAUCUUUAGAACCAAAAGAUCUCAGAGAAUUUCUGAGAUUAGGCUCACCCCUGUGUUGUACUUCAUUUGACGAAGAUGCUCAGGAAACUAUGAAAUCCCUCAGUAGAAAUAUUCGACCAGCUAAUCAUAGAGAUGGUGGCCCAGUUCCUCUAACAAGGGUCAAAACUUUAGUCUCCAUGACCACUCCUCGUGACUGCCGCCUGCAUGGGACGUCUAUAAUGCCACCUUUUGUUGAGUUCGACAUGAGCUCAGAAGGCUUCAGCUGCCUUUAUUUGCCGAGUGUAGCUCCUCAAAGUGUCUCUGCACCUGCUGUUGUUGGUGUUGGAAUGGUCUCUAUGGGAUCAGAUGUAUCUGUGAUUGGAGGCAUAGGAACUGGUGACAGAGUUUUUCCUCCCCAAACUGGAUUAACUUAUUCCACAUGGGUAUGUUCUGAAAAGUUUAGCGAUCCUCAUAGUGAUCCUCACGCUAUUAGACUCUUGACAUUAGUUAGAAAUAUACAAGGGCGUGAUGAGCAGCUAAUUUGUUUGAGUAUUCAGAUAUCAUCCAGAGAUAAAGCAUUGUUGAUUUCCACAACUGAAACCAUGAUGCAUCAAUCAACUGGUGUUGAUUGGGAGCCUGAGGAACGUGAAGAAUGCUGUGUUCGAAUAUGGUGUCCUGAGCUGUUACAAGAGGGACAAUGGCACCACUUAGCAAUUAUUUUAAACAGAGCUGUCCUUAAAAACAGUUCUGUGUCAGUAUAUGUUGAUGGCCAACAUCAUAGUACUCAAAAACUCCAUUACAUUUCUCAAAAUCCUGGUGGAGGUGCAGCCAACCUGACAGUGGCGACCUCUAUCUUUGGCUUCAUUGGAACACCUCCACAGUUUCGAAGACAAUCUAAGCUGUUGUGGAAGCAGGGGCCAUGCCAUCUGGUGGAAGAAGUAUUCUCACCUGCUGCUGUUUCAAUGCUCUAUCAGCUGGGACCAUGUUAUACUGGCAGUUUCCAAGCACCAACACUUUCUGGUGUUGAUGUACACCAGCCAUUAGUUGCUGAAGAGAAAAUAGUCUUUGGCAUCAAUGCUGCAGCUGUGUCUGUAAUGACUCUAGCCAAAAUUCGAAGAGUUUACAGCAAAGCUGAUUGUAGAUCUAUUGCAAAAAUGCUUGGUAUGUCUUCACAUGAAAAUGCAACUCCUAUUCAUAUUCUGCAUAAUUCAGGUGGACAUCUUAGUGGACCUGCUCGAUGUUUGGGUGGCAUUCUUGUUGGAUAUCUUGGUGCUAGGACAUUUGUUCCACAUCCUGUCUCCCUUACCAUCGAUAAUGUUGGUGGUACUGCUACUCUUUUAGGGCUUGUUGCUAUGGCUAAAGAUGUUGAAGGUCUUUAUGCUGCAGUGAAGGCUCUGGUAUGUGUUGUUAAAAGCAACAGAGCUGCACAACAGGAAAUGGAUCGUAUGAAAAGAUACCAGACGUUAGCCAUGCUGUUUAAAAAGAAAAGGAGUCUCUUAAAUAGUCAUAUCCUUCACCUGACAUUCUCUUUAGUUGGCACUGUUGACAGUGGACGAGAAAACACAUCCAUUCCUAAUGUAUCGGCUUUUGAGGAUCUGCUCUGUGAUCUUGAAGUUUGGCAAGAUUCCCCUGGAGAUCUCCAGAAGUCUUUGUAUGAGCAUUUUUGUGAACUUGUUGCUGAAUCCAGUGAACAUAAAUCAAACUUAAAAAUUCUCAGAGAUCUUAAUAUGGUAAGCAGACUUCUACAAGUUCUCAAACAGUUGCACUUAUCAUCAGCUACCUGCAGAAUACUUUGCCGAUUAUUAUGCAUACUUCUGCAAGAUACCAAUAAGAAUGGUGACAUUAAAUGUUUUGGCCAAUUUAUUGCUGCUACCAUUCCAGUAUCAUCUAUAAGGGAAAAAGAAAUAGAAAUAAAAGGAAAUAUUAAUAAUGCUCUUAGCAACUGUGAAAAUAAGGAGUUUGUUGAUGCCAAAAUUAACCAAAAUGUUCUUCUGAGAAAUCAUUGUCUUGCUUUAUUAUGCUCUUUAUUUUCGAGAUCAGGAGUUGUCAAUUAUACGUUUUGUGAAACAGUUGUCAAGUGCUUGGGUUUUGAUUGGGUGCUUUUGUUUCUGCAAGAACAUUUACAUCCCACCACUGUCAUUUGGGGAUUAAGAAUUCUAUCUAUUUUUCUGAGUCACCAGCAUCUUCUUCAGCUCUUCAGAGAAUCAUCUGUUAAUGGUGGCUGGUUAGCUGAAACUGAUGCUGUCCUUAAUAAUCGUGUCGAUGUCGCUUUAGGUUUCAACAUGAGUGGUUCUAAUCCAAAAUCGUUUGGGAGUGUAGAUGUAACUGAUGAAGCUGCCCAUGUUCCUGGCUUUCAACAUCUUCAAUAUCUCAUGGUACAUCAUGUUGAAAUUCCUGAGGUUUAUUUUUUACUUCUAUCAAUUAUGUUGGGCCUUUUUCCAUCAGCUUUACCACCAACUGUCACCCUCACAAUGGAUGUUAUAUGGUCAUAUUUGUUUGGUGCUCCUACUGGACAAAAUCCUAACAAUCUGAUUAUAUCUCGGGGUGAAAUUUGUCAAGAGGCUGCUGUUGUAGCAUUAGCAAUGAUCAGAACUAUAAUCCAUAUGGUUGACCAAAGUGAAGUAGUUUCAGAGUAUGCAAUUACUCUUCUGCAUUUCUUCAUCUCUUUGUACCACAAUCGAUCUGAUUUUGUGACUGUUUGUAUGGGUCAAGAUGUAAUAGCUGCAUUAGUGGCUUCUUUGUUUCCACCUGCACAAUCUGUUCAAGAUCAUGAUAUGGUUAACUCACCAUUAGAAGACUAUCAGACUUACAAUCCUGAACAGCAGUUUGUAUUCUUGCAAUCAAAGAACAGUUCCAGUUAUUAUGACAGGGAUUCGCUUACCACUCAUAGUGCCAGGAAGUUUGUUAUGGAUUUCCUGAGAGUCAUUGUUGUGGACAGUUUCUCCCUGCCACCUACUCCAAAACAUGCACCUGUCAUUGAUUUGUUGUUAGAGGCUAUACCCAUAGAUUCCACUCACAAUCAGCAAUGUGAAUUUCAAAUGGAUAUUUUAUCAUUAGUUAUGGAUCACCUACUUGCUGCUGAUGUUUUAUUAGGGGAACAAGCAGCUAUGCCCAUAGUUGCAGGAGGCAGCUAUAGCAACAUUGUGCCAAAUGUAUUCUAUUUUACCAGUUGUCUUGUUGAUAAAUUGUGGCAAGGUGUUUUUGCUAAAGAUUCACAUAAAGUUUUAGAUUUUAUAAUCAAAUUAAUCGCUCAAGCCAAAAGAAAAGGUUCAUCUUCUAUAUCAUUUGAUAGUGUUUAUCGAAGUCUAAAUAGAACAAUUCUCUAUCAGCUAUCACGAACAAUGGAGAGUGUCGUGGACCAAAUGGUUGUGUUGGAAGGCUUGCAAAAAAUUGCUGCUCAUAAAAACAUUGUGAUUGCACCUGCAAAUCAUGAAAAUGAAUUCUUCGGUUGCCUGUGUUACUGCCUUCUACUACUGACAGAAGAUCCUAAUCACUGUUCCAAUUCCAACCAGAAGAGUACUUGGCAUGUUCCUGCUAAUUUUAAAGAACAGAAAGAAAAUAAACACAGGACAUCUGCUGAAGAAGCAGCAUCCCUUAUAUCUAAUGCUGCUAAUAGAGUUUGGGAAGAAUUAUAUAUCAGCCGUCGACAAGUGUUGGAAGAGUUUUGCAAAGUGCAAUUCAGCAAUUUCAGCAGUUACACUUCUCCAUCUCCUAAAGUGCCAACUCUCGAAUGUAUGAGGGGUGUAGUGCAAGAGCCUAUGAGUAAGUUAUGGCACAACUAUCUAGAGAGUGAACGAAAGCAAGGAUACACCAAAGAGACUUGGCAGUUCCAAACUCAAUUUCAAACUAAACUGCAAAAAGUUACUGGAGGACUGUCUCGCUUAGCUUCAAGAAAAAUGAAAAAGGACCACCCAUUCCGUGCACCUGUAAGCAAUGUUUCCUACAAGGAAUUAGAACUGUAUACUUCCUCUCAUGUGUCACUUGUACGAGAUCUUGUAGAAUUUCAGUCAAAGCAACAUCAGCAAAACAAGCAGUACUUAUUGAAGUAUGUCUUUAAUGAGUGGUUACAAACUGAGGCAGAGUUGACGAGAGAACGUGCUCUUUGGGGAUCACCUUUAGGAACUCAUUUAGAUAAAUGGAUGCUUGAUAUGACAGAAGGUCCAUGCCGAAUGAGGAAAAAAAUGGUUAAAAAUGAAUUGUUUUACAUUCAUUACCCAUACAGGCCUGAAGUAGAAGGAGGAGAAAAUCGAGCUUUAAAAUACAAAGUUGCCACAAGUUUUGAUAGUAAGGAAUAUUACAAGAGGUGGAGGCCAGAGAAUAUGGUGGAACAAGAUACAAUCUCUGUUGAUGCUACUUCUCUUGACAGUGUGGAUGUUAACAAUCUUGAAACUGAAUCUUCAGAAGAACGAGAAAUUGGUUUUCAAGGUUUGCGUGCAGCUCUCCUUUUGUCAAAGUCUUCUGUUAAUCGCUCUAAUGAUUGGGAUGAAGACCAAGAUAUAUCUGAAGUUGUAACAGAUGGAUCUGGUGAACAAGAUCGAAGCAGUGAAAGUAGUCCUGAAAAUCAAAACAUCUUAAGAUUGUUAGAAGAUGGAGAAAAGAUUACUCAUAUGUUUCGCUGUGCGCGGAUACAAGGUCUUGAUACUUGUGAGGGUUUGCUAUUAUUUGGGAAGGAGCACUUUUAUGUUGUUGAUGGUUUUACCUUGCUAAAGACCCGUGAAAUUAGAGAUAUUGAUUCAUUGCCUGUGAAUAUGCAUGACCCGAUAAUACCAAAUUCUACUCCUAUGAAUAAGCAUCAAAAGAGAAUGUGCAGCAAAUUUUCAUAUGAUGAAAUUAAAGAUGUUCAUAAGCGGCGUUAUUUGUUACAGCCUAUUGCUCUUGAAGUUUUCUCUGCUGAUGGUCGUAACUAUCUUCUUGCCUUUCCUAGAAAAAUAAGAAAUAAAGUUUAUGCUCGAUUUUUAGCAACAGCCACUGCAAUAACUGACAGCGCACAAGAAUCAUUAGCUGGUCAAAAAAGAACUGCCAAUGUUGAAUCAAGUGCUAAUUUAUUGAGUAGCCUUAUUGGGGAUACAUCUGUUACUCAGCGAUGGGUGCGUGGUGAAAUCAGCAACUUUCAGUAUCUGAUGCAUCUAAACACCUUGGCUGGCCGAUCUUACAAUGAUUUAAUGCAAUAUCCUGUGUUUCCUUGGAUAUUGGCUGAUUAUGAUUCUGAGGAGCUGGAUUUAAAUGACCAGGCAACAUUUCGUGAUUUUACCAAACCUAUGGGCGCUCAGACGCCUGAUAGGCUUCACCAAUUUCUGAAACGCUUUAAGGAGUGGGAUGAUCCGCAUGGUGAAACUCCACCAUAUCAUUAUGGAACAUUUUAUUCAUCAGCAAUGAUAGUUGCAUCAUAUCUUGUGCGAAUGGAACCAUUCACGCAACAUUUCUUGCAUUUACAGGGUGGCCAUUUUGAUCUUGCGGAUCGUAUGUUUCACAGCAUUAAAGAUGCCUGGCUUUCAGCUGCUAAGCAUAAUAUGGCGGACGUGAAAGAGCUCAUUCCAGAGUUCUUCUAUCUGCCAGAAUUCCUUCUCAAUUCCAAUAAUUUUGAUUUAGGUUCUAAACAAAAUGGAGUGCCUUUAAAUGACAUUGUUCUUCCACCUUGGGCUAAAAAUGACCCUAGAGAAUUCAUUCGUGUCCAUAGACAAGCCUUAGAAUGUGAUUUUGUAAGUACUCAUCUUCAUGAAUGGAUUGAUUUAAUAUUUGGAUACAAGCAACAGGGGACUGCAGCUGUUGAAGCUGUGAAUGUUUUCCACCAUCUGUUCUAUGAAGGGAAUGUUGAUAUUUAUAGCAUUGAUGAUCCUCUUAAGAAAAAUGCUACCAUUGGUUUUAUUAACAAUUUUGGCCAGAUACCAAAGCAGCUAUUUAAAAAACCUCAUCCCUCAAAGAAAAUUACCAAUCGAACUAGUAUCAUUGAUCCAGGCCCCAUAAUGCCAGGUUUAAGCUACAGCUUAGACAAAUUAUUUUUCCACAAUCUUGACAAUUUAGAACCUUCUAAACAUGCUGUCAAAGAUGUAAAAGGACCAGUUGGACAUAUAGUGUUUCAUGAAAAAACCCUAAUGGCUGUGGAACAGCAUAAAGUGUUAGUUCCACCACUCUAUUCCAGAUAUGUAGCCUGGGGUUUUGCAGAUCACAGCAUCCGUAUUGGACCUUAUGAAAUGGAAAGAGCUCUCUUUGUUUGGGAAGAUACCCCUUCUGGGGAGAUUUUGUGCUGUGCUGCCCCUAAUGACAAAAUCAUCAUAACUGCUGGGACCAAUUCAAUGGUUACUGUAUGGCACUAUGACAAAAAGAAACUGACCAUUAAGAAGAAUCUAUAUGGUCACACUGAGCCAAUCACAUGUCUGGCUGCGUCCCGUGCGUAUAACUUAAUUGUCAGUGGCUCUCGCGAUAGAACGUGCAUAUUGUGGGACCUUAGCCGACUUGUUUUUGUACGCCAGUUGCUCGGUCAUCCUGCUCCUGUUGCUGCCAUUGCAAUAAAUGAAGUUACGGGUGACAUAGCAACAUGUGCUGGGACUCACUUAUUUCUCUGGUCAAUCAAUGGAGAUGAAAUAGCUUCUGUUAACACUGCAACUGGUAGAGCGGACAGGACGCAGCAAAUUCUAUGUGUAGCUUUCUCAUACUUGAAUGAAUGGGAUAACCAAAAUGUUAUCAUGACUGGAUCCAGUGAUGGAGUGGUCAGGAUGUGGUCUGCUGAUUACGUUCAAAUUCCAGAAGAUACUUGCCUUAGUGUGGAAGAAGAGAGUAAAACCGUUUCCACUGAUAAAAAAGAGGACCAAACUGAUUCCAAAGAAGCAGAAACCGAAGUGGAAACAAAGGCUGCUGAAAUAGUUCGAAGAAUGAGCUUGGCUGGAUCCAAGGACAUUGGAGAACUGAUACAAAGAAGCACAUUGUGUGCAACUGACCACAAAAAUCGCUUUACCAAGAGUGCAUCUGGUAGCUCUUUGUCUGAGGAAGAAAAGGAUGAUGAAGAUUUCGAAGAUCUCGGAGAAGAAGAGAACCUAAAAAGUCCUGUGAAUUCUAACGAAGUUCCAAAAGACUCUCUCAUUCCAACCCAAAUUCAGCAUUCCAAGACUGUUUCUCAUUUCCACAGUAAAGAAAUAGAACAGGACUCAAAAGAAGUGGCCAAAACUAAAAAAUUAGUCCACUCUGAGCAUUUUGAGUAUCCACCUGAACAUCCUAGCAAUGUCCAACGCUGCAGCACUGUUGGUCCAGAAGUGACCAAUCAGAGCAGUGAAGAGAUGGUGGAUUCUGCGAGCAGUAAGAUGCGCCUGAGCAAGUCGGAUACCUCACUCACUGACUCGUUUGUGAUGAUAUCUGAUAACGAUGCCUUAGAUAAUAAUGGCUCUGCUGUCAGAGUGAAAAAGAAGAAGAAAGUUCUUAAAGAUGGUUUCAAGUGGCAUUGCCAAUUAGUCUUCCGAAGCAAAUUGACAAUGCAUACAGCUUUUGACAGAUCUGAUAACACUGAACCUGCUGCCAUUACAGCUCUUGCUGUAUCAAGAGAUCACAAGACAGUGUAUGUGGGUGAUGCAAGGGGUCGGGUAUUCAGUUGGAGUGUGACAGAUAAGCCAGGACGUGGCCUUGCAGACCACUGGGUGCGAGACGAAGGAGGUGACAACUGUACGGCAUGUGGUGUCAGGUUUUCAUUCUCUGAACGAAGACAUCACUGCCGCAACUGUGGACAACUCUUCUGUUCCAGAUGCAGCCGCUUUGAAUCAGAAAUCAACAGGCUUCGAAUACUGAAACCCGUACGUGUGUGUCAGGGUUGUUACAAUGUGCUAAAGAGUCAACAAGAGAGCUCUACUGCAUCUUAGUCAUUCAUUAUAGCAGUCAUAGCCGAUAAAAAGAUAUAUAUUUAUUUUGUUUCCAUAUAGCAUAUUUUUAUUAUUUUCGUCUGGUAAGUCAGAUUGUGCUUUCCCACAACCAUAUCCUAUUGAAGAAAAAUGUGUUUAUAUUGUAUACAUAUAAAUUAUAUAUUUCUCAUCGUUACUGCAAAGCAUUACUUAGUGAAGCAGAACUCACCACUGUAUGUUUCUCUUUUUCUAAUGAUGUGAUCCUAAUGUUGUAAAAGAAGAACAGCAUUGCAUUGGAAUAGUCCACACUGUUUUUCCCCCUUUUUAUCUGUUAAACUAAAGUUGUUUUUUCCUGAUAUCAAUCAUUUAGUAUUAUUUUGAUUUAAUCUUAUUAUUAUGUUAAAAAAAUGAAUUCUGUUGUCUGAUAUUGAAGUGAUUAGUGAGCUUUUUUGUGAUAUUUUGUGUAGUUUUGAAUUUUUUUUUUUGUCCUUUGGGCUUAUAUUUCAGUUUAAAAAAGUUUUGGAAUAAUAAUUCUGUGUAAAAAUUUCAGAAAAUAAAGUAUCACGGUUAUAAACCAUUGCAGUAUGUCAAACUAUUCUAUUCUUUUUAUUAAAUUGCUGCCAAAUGUUCUGUAAUGACUGUAUUUAUAGUAGCCUAUUUUUAUCAUAGUCUCAAGAUACAGGUAUAAAAUGAAUUAUAUCCAAAACAGUGUUUUAAUGUGACUAAUUUAAAAUUGUAAAAGAUAAUACAAUAAUUAAUAAUUUUCUUUUGAAAGUGAUCUUUUCUUUUUAUACUAUCAAAUUGAAACUCAGAUUUUUUUGGAAUAAGUAAUUUUAUUUAAUCAUUUUCUAGCAAAACAUGUCGACCUAUUUGUUAUCUAAAAUAUUAAAGUGAACUUUGUUCCUGUUUGCAGAGCCUAUAUAAGAUAAUGCUCUUUUCUUAAGGCUGCUCAGAUUUAUAUAGUUUUUUUCUGUCUUCUGAACAAGAAUUUUAAAUAAUAGAGCGCACUAUGUACAAAGCAUGAUAACAGAUAACUCAGUUAAUUUCUUAUCAAAGACAUCUAAAAAUGACUGACUAUUUAAAGAAAAUAGAAACAGUUAGAAAUGUAAUGUUUGCUUAGGAAUUAGAUUUUUCAUUCUCCUAAAGUUUAAAAAUUUGUUUUACAGUUCAUCAUAAAAUGGCACUGCGAUUUGAAGAUAAUUGUGGCAUCGUAUUUUAAAAAUAUGUAGUGCUGUGUAAGAACUAAAUUAAGAUUCUUGUUCCAUAUUUCAGUUGAGAUGAUCUGAUGCGUAGCUGAAAACUUUUUUUCUUGAAGUGAUUUUCAGAAAACUUUUUCAUUAAUUGAUUUUCAGGAAAGUUAUUUCUUUAAUUGAUUUUUGAAACUGUCAGCCUUUUUUUUAAUAUUUGGUAUUUGUAUAAGCAGCAUUGCAUUUUUUUAUUGAAAUGCAUUGUUGCAGUAAAAUAUUUCAAUAUAAAGUAGAAUUUGUGACUUUGAAGAAGUAUUAAAUGUCACUAAGUAUUCUGAUUGCAUGAAAGCAGUUAUGAAAUUUUAGGGGGAAGGAAAAAAGGCUAAAUGAAAAUUAUAAAUCAGAUAAACAAAUUUUAAUACAUAUCUUAUAAAACUAUUAGAGAAAUAUUUACUUUAAUGUAAUUGAAUUAUUGACAUAAUAAGUUAGGAAAAUCAGUAAUGUUUGUUUUUGUAUUUUAUUUUAAAUGUUUCAAAUCAAAUUUCUUGGUAAAAAAAAUCUAAUUUAUCUAUUUUCUUAAAAAAAUGUGAUAUUAAUAUUGUAUUAUAAUAUAAAAUUUAUGAAAUAAAUAAACUAUGAAAUUUAAUCAUAGUCUGUAAAUAGUAAGAAUAUUUCAGGACAAAUUUACAGUGUUCUUUAUUCUAUAAAGUUAUUUACUUUGCUAUAAGACUUUGUUUUUAAUUAUUUAUUACUAAUUAAAAAGUUGUUCAAUCUUGCAAGUUAAUAGGCUGAUUUGAAUAGAUAUUUUUAAUUUUAUACAGAUGAAGCAUUAUAUGUAUUGGUGUAAUUUCAAAUUAAUUUAACUGAUGUUAAUUCUGAAAAUAAAGUUCUCCAGCUAUGGUAAUUGGUUUUGAAAUUAGCUAUGUUAAUUGAAAUGGAUGCUGUUUUAAUUAAUAUUUUAAAAUUUUUUUUAUUUGUGCAUAUAAAUACUCAGUUAGUGUGACAGUAUGGAUUUUAACCCAAUUGAAUCAAUAUUUAUUUUGAAUAUGAAUUUAUAUGAAAUCGUUUUAAAUUAUUUAUUCUUAAUUAAAACAUGCAAGUAAAUUGGCUGAUUUGUCAAAUCUUUUUUUUAAUUAUUAUUGUUUAAGUAUUUAUGAAUUUUGAGUUUGUUUCGAAUUUCCUUUCUUGGCAGAUAUAUAUUGAAGAUUAAACUAAUUUUAUUAAUGUUUAUUGUAAGAAUUUUUUUAUUCAUUAGGCUGUAUGAAUCAUACUUAAAUUAUUUUACAAAAUAGAAAGUGCAUGUAAAUCAAUCUAAUCUUUUAUUUCUUAAAUUUUUAAAGCUCUUAUAUGCUAAUUUAUGACGAAGUAGUUUUAGACUUAAUUGUUGUCAUAUUUUUAAUCUAUUUUAAUAAUAUUUCUAUGCAUUUGAGAGAGGUGUAAAACUAGUUUUACCUUAAUUGUAAGAUGUGAUAGAAAUAAGAUUUUAUAUUUGAGUUUAGUGUUUGAGCUUUUUGUUCUCAUGUAUACAGUGUAUAUUUUGAAAUAUUAAAUACUGACGACAACCUGUGUUUAAAUUAUAUUGUAUAUGUAUAUAUGUGUGUCAGUUUUUCUGUAAAUAUGUAUUUAUUUUUCAAUGAAUUUUGAAGUGUAUCUUUUUAAAAGUGUUUAUAAGUAGACAUGAUUUUAUGGACACCAAUACAAUUCUGUCAGCUUUUGCAAAUAAGAGUUUUUAUAGAAUUUUGUCAUAGGACGAAAUAUGUGACUCACUUGUUGAGAAUUUUUAGAUUGUAAUGCUAGUGAGUGUAAAAUAAAAGUUUUCAUACAAAAUUAUCAUGUGUACACAAUAUGUAAUGAUUACUAAUGCCAUGUAAAGUGUAAAUAUAAGAGAUUGUUGUAGCAUAUGUCAUAAUUAAAAAGUCAUUGAAUUCAAAUAAAAAUUAAAUUCACCCUG